This is a messenger RNA of Hemiscyllium ocellatum (epaulette shark), 567 nucleotides long. RefSeq names its product gap junction protein epsilon 1a (gene gje1a). Bases 1 to 567 code for a protein of 188 amino acids. Lineage: Eukaryota; Metazoa; Chordata; Chondrichthyes; Orectolobiformes; Hemiscylliidae. The transcript has 4 exons. The record is from RefSeq and is a predicted model, not a curated record.
AUGGAGUUGGAGGCCAUGUUUGAUGACGACAUCAUCAAACUAAGCCAGAGAGUGAUGCCCAGUGAAAUGAAUCUCAGGCCUCUAACAGCGAUUGGCCAGUUCUGUACUCUGUUUUGUGGCUCAGUUCUGAUGUUCUUCCUGGGGGCGUUGGGGUUUGCUAUGUACGGGAUUGAAGCUCUCUAUUUCAACUGUGAUCCAGACAGGAAACAGUUAAACCUCUUCUGUCACAAUCAUUUCCAGCCUAUCACCUUCCCCUGGUUAAAGGCGAUGAAUCAGAUUUACAAUAGGCCAGCCUCCACCACCUCCUGCAGCUGUCCUGUCUAUGAUCAUCUUCAAGGCACCGGCUUCAGUCACCUUUUUGGGUUCCAGGUUCAACUAAUCUUCAGGUGCAAUGCCACAUCCCUUGACAAGCAUUUCAACAUCACCAAGUGUAUGGUCUCUGAGCACUUUGAGAAGACCAUACCCCUCAGUGCCAUAAACAGCUUCAUUGCUUUCAUUUUUCUGCUGUGUACAGCAGACGUUUUUGAGCUCCUUCGCAGGAGACUGGGUAACUGGACCAGCCCGUGA